AUGCAACUUGCUUCUGUAGCUAGAGGUUCAAAUCUGUUUUUGCCGAACCUGUUGUCAAUUAUAAUAUAUGGCUUAAGUGUAUUAGAUUUAUUUAGUGAAAUCUCUAUAUGUGUUAAAAAAAGAGCUGGGUUUUUGUGUUUCUCUCUCUUUCUAGACCCUCGUUUGAAGGAUUACCUUCUAAUGGGGAGUCCAGUCAGUAUGUCUGCUAUUCUACUUGCUUAUCUUUUCUUCGCACUGUACGCUGGCCCUAAGUUUAUGGCCAACCGCAAACCCUUCCAGCUGAAAGAAGCGAUGAUCAUCUACAACCUGUCCUUGGUUGGCCUGUCUGCAUAUAUCGUAUAUGAGUUCUUCAUGUCGGGGUGGGCGACGGGAUACACGUGGAGAUGUGACCCAUGUGAUUAUUCAAACAGCCCUCAAGGACUCCGAAUGACAAGAGUUGCCUGGUUAUUCCUGUUUUCAAAGUUCAUUGAGCUUAUGGAUACGGUGUUCUUUGUGCUGCGUAAGAAACACGGUCAGAUCACCUUCCUGCACAUCUUCCACCAUUCCUUCAUGCCCUGGACGUGGUGGUGGGGCGUGAGCUACGCACCAGGUGGAAUGGGCUCCUUCCAUGCCAUGAUCAACUCCUGUGUCCAUGUGAUCAUGUACUUCUACUACGGCCUUUCUGCUGCAGGACCUCGCUUCCAGAAGUUCCUCUGGUGGAAGAAAUAUAUGACUGCAAUUCAGCUGAUUCAGUUUGUGUUAGUGUCUCUUCACGUAACCCAGUGGUACUUCAUGGAGAGCUGCGACUACCAGGUGCCUCUGUUCAUCCACCUCAUCUGGAUGUAUGGGACCUUCUUCUUCGUGCUGUUCUCUAACUUCUGGUACCAGGCGUAUGUGAAGGGCAAGAGGCUACCGAAGAACACCGAACAGCGCACCCAGAACGGCACGGCCAACGGAUCCAGCGCAGUCGCCAACGGCUCGUCGGUUUCAAACGGCCACGGAGUGCAUGAAAAUGGCCUGAGCAAUGGGAAGAAACACCACGAGAACGGAAGCACUCUCAACGGCAAGAUGAAGAAAUCCUGAGAGCUCAGGAAGAGAAGACCCAAAACAGAUGACCAGGAGAACCUUCACGAAGCACUAUGGAGUCCAAAGAAUGUUUUGGGACUUUUCGUUUUCAACAAUUUUUUUUUUUUUUUAUAUAUAUGUACAUUGCGUAAGUACAUGGGGAUAUGAAUGUAUUUGACCCCGUUUGUAUUUUUUUUUUUUUUGUCAAAUUAAUCUAAAGAAUACUUGUUGAGCACAAUGUAUGAAGAGAAGAGGAAGAGUACUAACUGGAUCCAUCCUCCGCUGAUGUUGCUCAUGACAUUCAUCUCAACAGAAUGAAUUCACAAAUGGGCACACACACACCUGUGUGUUUCAUACAUCCCCCCCCAAAGCAGACUCUGUAAAGUCAACAUCAGUAAACUUGAAUUACACCUGUAAAUAGUUGGACAUUAUAAACUAACGCGAUUGAUACGGUAAAAAAAUUGUUACUCUUGAAU
This is a messenger RNA of Sinocyclocheilus grahami, 1520 nucleotides long. RefSeq names its product elongation of very long chain fatty acids protein 1-like. Lineage: Eukaryota; Metazoa; Chordata; Actinopteri; Cypriniformes; Cyprinidae. The record is from RefSeq and is a predicted model, not a curated record. The transcript is spliced from 7 exons. Bases 1 to 1062 code for a protein of 353 amino acids. Gene Ontology annotation, cellular component: endoplasmic reticulum; endoplasmic reticulum membrane. Gene Ontology annotation, molecular function: fatty acid elongase activity. Gene Ontology annotation, biological process: fatty acid elongation, monounsaturated fatty acid; sphingolipid biosynthetic process; very long-chain fatty acid biosynthetic process.